GUUACACCACUAAUCUGUGUGCAGUGACUAGUUGCUGUGACCUAUUCUGAAUGAGUAGAUUUUUAGAUUAGAUGGAGUAUUUCAAAUUAGACAAAAAUGACAUUUUAAAGUCAAUACAUGUCGUCUUUCGUCUUGUCGUCAGAGAUAACAUGUCAACACUGUGAGGUUUUAGAUAAACCAGGAGCUAGUGUAUACCUAUAAUAAAGAAAAACUAAUUUAAAAAGUAGCUAGAAGUUAAACACUGGUGAUAAAGUAGAACCACCUUAGAAAAUCAACCUAAACAAAAGUUUUUGCUACCAUGGCUCCAAUAAAGAUUGGUAUCAUAGGGGGUACAGGUAUGGCAGAUCCUAAAAUCCUAAAAAACCAAACUGAGAAAAAAGUUGAUACUCUGUUUGGUCUCCCAUCUGAUUCUCUACUGAUAGGUGAAAUAGAGGGUGUACCAUGUGUGGUGUUAGCAAGACAUGGCCGCAAACACACUAUUAUGCCCUCAAAUGUGAACUAUAGGGCAAACAUAUGGGCUUUGAAAGAAGAAGGCUGUACUCAUAUUAUAGCAACCACUGCUACCGGUUCUUUGCAGGAGGCUAUCAAACCUGGAGAUAUUGUUGUUUUGGAUAGUUUCAUUGAUAGGACCCUCAAACGUGAGCAGACAUUUUAUGAUGGGAAACCUGGUCAUCCAAAGGGAAUAUGCCAUCUUUCAGUGGAGCCUUCUUUUUGUGAAGAAACACGAAAAGCGAUAAUCGAAAGUGCGAAAAAGAUUGGUAUGGACGUUCAUACAGAAGGUACAGUAGUGGUGAUCGAAGGCCCUCGUUUCUCUACCAAAGCAGAAAGUAUGGUGUACAAAUCAUGGGGUGGUCACGUGAUCACAAUGACCCCAGUUCCUGAGGUCAUUUUAGCCAAAGAAGCAGGUAUUUGCUACGCUUCCAUCGCAUUGGUUACAGAUUAUGACGUGUGGAGGAGCACUGGGGAAACUGUUAACGCCCACGAGGUCAUUAAAACGUUCCACGCGAAUAUUGAUAAAGUCAAGAGUCUUAUUCUGGCGUCUGUGAAGACUGUCGCCGAGAAGGACUGGGAUCAGACAAUCAAGCAACUUAAGGAAUCGGUCCAAAGUAGUGUCAUAGGAGCUGAUGUAGAAUGCAGUGCUGGGAAAUAAUAAAGAUUUAUUGUUACUUCCGACAGCCUAAUCAUGUGAUACAUUUCUAAAAUGUUGUAGUGUAGAUAUUUCCUACUAAGAUUUCAUUUUCAUUUAAUGUUUUACAUACGUAUAUAGAUACUCUCUGUGUUAUUACACUCCAUUCCAAAUGUAUGAAAGUAUUUUAGACAUUGUGAUAUUUAUUUUGAAUAAAAUCGCAAAUCUUCCUAUGACAAUAUA
Acanthoscelides obtectus is the source of this 1369-nucleotide messenger RNA. Lineage: Eukaryota; Metazoa; Arthropoda; Insecta; Coleoptera; Chrysomelidae. The record is from the annotation of a GenBank genome assembly.